AUGAAAAUGGAGUACAGCAAACUCUGUUCCCAUGGGAAAGUGCAGCAAAAAUCGAUGAAACGGCUAUUUCGAAGAAUCACUAUACAAAAGGAAAGUGUGCUGUUUCUGCAUCUUCUGGAGAAGAAUAAAACAAUUUCAGGCUAUAUGAACGAUUUUCAACUGCUGAGCAUUCGCGAAGUCAAGAGCAAAAUCUUGCUACCGCGUGUGGAAGAGUCCCGGAAAGUUUAUGUUUCUAAUGAUUUUUUUAAUUAUUAA
This is a messenger RNA of Brugia pahangi, 255 nucleotides long. The record is from the annotation of a GenBank genome assembly. Lineage: Eukaryota; Metazoa; Nematoda; Chromadorea; Rhabditida; Onchocercidae.